AACUUCGAGAAGAUCUGAAAAAGGGGUUGUACGAGUGAUGAUGUGAGCGGAUAAUACGGGCAAUCGUCUGACGGCCUGUAUUAUCGCUGGCUUGGUGGUCAGGAGUGUAAUGGGCGCGUGUCUGCCGCUUGCUGGGCCGUCAAUGUAUAGGACGCUGGGGUUGAAUUGGGCUGGGACGUUGCUGGGUCUUGUUGAAAUGUUAUGCGUCUCUGUUCCAGUAGCCUUCUACUUUUACGGCUAUAAGAUCCGUGAGAGAAUUCCCAUGAUACAAGAAAUUACUAAGCUUUAGACAAGUCGAGAGUAUAUAAUAACUUGAAAAACAAAG
This is a messenger RNA of Colletotrichum phormii, 325 nucleotides long. RefSeq lists its product as uncharacterized. The record is from RefSeq and is a predicted model, not a curated record. The transcript has a single exon. Lineage: Eukaryota; Fungi; Ascomycota; Sordariomycetes; Glomerellales; Glomerellaceae. The coding region runs from base 110 to 289 and encodes 59 amino acids.